UUGUGCUUUAGCCUGUACCGGCAACUGGUUCCUAGGCUUUGAGAAUAAUUUACAAAUACUGCCUUAUGAAUUGAAGGAAAAUAAAUAUGAUAUCUUUAACUUUAUUCAUUUUUCUGUGUGUAUUUUCCACGUUCUCUGCCUCAAUUAAAGUGCACACUACCGGGCCAAAACUGGACAAUGACAAGACCUAUAAAUAUGUCUACACAGCAGAAGUACUGAUCGAUAGACCUAGAGGAUCACCGCAGGAUAGUGUAGGCUACAAGAUUAUUGCUGAUGUAGAUGUCAACUUAAUAUGGAGGAAUCCUAAUAAUAACAAUGACCAAUUAGUGAGAAUCAUGCUGAAAAAUAUUAAAUUUGAUGGUGUGACCUUACGUGCAGAAGAUAAGAAUAUCUUCACAGGAAAAAGUACUGCAGACAUACUUGGAGAAAACUAUCUGUCUGCUUUACAAAGACCAUUCCUUGUACAGUGGACUCUUGGAAAGGUGAAAAACUUCUACACCUACCAAGAUGAACCCACAGUCAUUCUAAACAUCAAGAGAGGAUUGGCUAGUCUGUUCCAGAUACAGCUUCAUUCUGGUUCCCUCAGUGAGGUUGAUGUUUCUGGUGACUGCAAAGUGACCUACCAAACACAAAAGAAUCACAUUAACAAAAUCAAGGAACUAAACAGUUGCAAGAUACCAAAAACAGGAUUCACAAACUCCAACAAGGUUCUUGGAAUUUCCAGCAAACAAACAUCUAGUACAAUUUAUGCUGUUGAGGAUGGGAUUAUUAAAUCUGCGCUGGCUGAAGAAAAUCAUGUGUCGAUUCUUAAUGCCUAUAACAUCAUUGCAGCUAAAAUAGUUUCAAAGCAAAAAUUGCAGCUGAAGUCUGUUGAAGCUGGAUUGAAGGAGGCUGCAGGAAAACAAAUGGGCACUGUUAUCAAGGCGCUAGAUCCAAAAUACUCUGCUCUACCGCUGGUGGCUGAUCACUUGAAGCCUGAGUGUAAAAGUUGCUCAUCGCUUUCACAGCACUGGCAAGCCAUCCGUAAGCAAAUGGAGCCUGAGAACCUUUCAAAAGCUGAAGCAGCACGUAGUUUUCUAGCCCUAAUUCACACUCUUCGUCAUGCAAAAAAAUCUGAAAUCUUACAGGUCCUCAGAACUGAGAAAGAUGAUGUGCUACCUCAACUGGUUGAUGCUGUUACCUUUGCUCAGACAACUGCAUCUUUGAAGGCCAUGCUGGAAUUCCUUGACUUUGCCAAUGGAAGCAGACCUUUGUUACAAGAAAGAUUCUUAUAUGCCUGUGGCUUGUCCUCACAUCCAAAUGAGCAGAUGUUGAAAGGUUUACUUGAGAAGUUUCAUGGAAAAAUUGCAAAUUAUGAAAUUAGAGAAACCGUGAUCAUUAUUAUUGGUGCACUUGUAAAAAAGCUGUGCCAGGCCAAAAGCUGUGAGCUACCAUCCAUUUUGGAAGCCAAGAAAUUGAUAUUAGAAGGUUUACAAAAGGCGGCAAAUCCUUCUGACGUUAAGACGCAUCUUCUGGCUCUGAAAAAUGCCAAUCUGCCCGAAGGAAUUCCAUUGCUGCUAAAAUAUUCAGAAUCUGGGGAGGGUCCUGUCAGCAGCAUUGCAAUCGGUGCUCUCCAGAAAUUUGAUCGAACGUUCAUCACUGACGAGGUGAAGAAAACAAUGAACAGAAUAUAUCAUCAGAAUUAUAAAAUCCAUGAAAAGACUGUGCGCACAGCUGCUGCAGAUAUCAUCCUGAACAAUAACCCUUCCUAUAUGGAAACAAAAAAUCUGCUACUUUCUAUUGGUGAUCUCCCGCAGGAAAUGAACAAAUACAUGCUCUCUGUAUUCCAAGACAUCUUACAGUUUGAGAUGCCUGCCAGUAAAGUAAUUCGUCAAGUUUUAAGGGAUAUGAGGAUUCAUAACUAUGAUCGUUUUUCCAAGACUGGAUCAUCUUCUGCUUAUUCUGGAUAUGUGACCCGUGGCCAGGAUUCCUCAUCAACUUAUAGCCUUGAUAUCCUCUAUUCUGGAUCUGGAAUCCUAAGGAGAAGUAACAUGGACACAUUUUUUUACUCCAAAAGUGCUGAACUACAUGCCAUUCAGGUUGUUAUUGAAGCUCAGGGUCUUGAGUCCUUAAUAGCUGCAACUGCAGAUGAAGGAGAGGAAGAUCUGGAAUCUUUUGCUGGAAUGUCAGCCAUUUUGUUUGAUGUUCAACUUCGGCCUGUUACCUUUUUUGAAGGAUACAGUGACUUAAUGUCAAAAAUGUUCUCAGCAACAGGCGACCCAAUAAAUGUGGUGAAAGGGCUUGUGCUUUUGACAGAUCAUUCAGAGAUAAUUCAACUGCAGUCUGGGCUAAAAGCCAGCCUGGAGUUCCAAGGUGGGUUAGCCAUUGAUAUUUCGGGUGGAAUGGAUUUCAGUCUGUGGUACAGAGAAUCCAAAACCAGUGUUAAUAAUCGAGGUGCUAUUGUUGUUGUUGGUAACGUAUCUGUUGACUCCAUUUUUGUAAAUGCUGGUAUGGAGACACGUUUUGAAACAGAAGCAUCCUUCAACUUUCUUACAACUGUGAAAUUUUCUUCAUAUCCAUUCUUGGUUUGCAUGCAAAUGGAUAAGGGGACAUUUCCUUUCAGACAAUAUGUCACAAAAUUUGAGAGCUUGCCCUCCGGUAAGCCAUACGUUUCCAGGAAAGGAAAGAUAAAUAAAGUGGCCGGCACAGAACUCCCUCUCCAUCAAGAAAACUCCAACAUGUGCAGGAGCGUAUUCGCUGAACAGACCAGCUCAUCAAAUAGUUGGUUUUGAAAGCCAAUGCUGGUGGAUUGUUGUGGAUACAAUUUAUGUGUUUAGUGCAUGCAAAAAGUUUACAUAUUUAAAAUGCUCUGAAAUAAAGAAGCUGUUUCUUAGUGCACUAAUAUUAUAAUAAAUUAGUUUGUUUUGGGGUAACCACUUUCACAGUGGAGACAACUCUAAUGUAUAAAAGAAAAUAACAGUUCUGAAGAUAUUUUUAGAAUUAAAAAAAAAUGGAGAGACAGAUAUAGCUCACUCAUCCAUGGAAACAAUGAUUAUUUUCUCUUUGUGAGAUUUGAUGCAAAUUCUUUACUGUGAGAAGCAGUGAUAGACUUUUAUUGUUAACAUUCAACAUCAGAAAUAUCGGAUAAAUGAGCAGUCACCUUUUCAGGACUAAGGAUACUGUGGGAAUGUUUAGAGACAAAUGUGUCUCUCUGUAGUGACGUGUAACUUGUAUGAAUAGAAAACUUGAAAAUAAAAUUAGUAAUACAGUA
Bombina bombina (fire-bellied toad) is the source of this 3250-nucleotide messenger RNA. RefSeq names its product microsomal triglyceride transfer protein (gene MTTP). The transcript has 18 exons. Gene Ontology annotation, molecular function: lipid binding. Bases 87 to 2771 code for a protein of 894 amino acids. Gene Ontology annotation, cellular component: endoplasmic reticulum; basolateral plasma membrane; Golgi apparatus. The record is from RefSeq and is a predicted model, not a curated record. Gene Ontology annotation, biological process: cholesterol homeostasis; lipoprotein metabolic process; lipid transport. Lineage: Eukaryota; Metazoa; Chordata; Amphibia; Anura; Bombinatoridae.